ACUCUUCAUUCUCUCUUUUUUCUUCGUUGUUUCUUCUCUUUAUCGCUGUUCGCAGAAAAAUAAAAAACCAGAGAAAAAUAUUCUCACUAAGAUUUAAGCUGAGAAAAAAAUAUAAACCUUUGUGUUCUCUUCAUCAAUUCAAUUUAACGUUGAUACUCUCUGAAGAAUCAUCACAAAGGUUUUGAUUGAAAUUAAAAUCUGUGAUUUGGCUCCAUCGAGUUGAUCUCUUUUGAAGAAAUUAUUGUUUCUCGUUGAUUGUUAACCGUUAGAUCUGAAGUAUUCUUGCUGCUGUUGAUUGAAUAAGUAGCAUGUGGUUUUGGAGAAUUUUUUAAAUUAUCGAAUUUGAAAGCAUGAUUCGUUGUUGAAGAAGGAGAGGCUGGUAAAGAGUUUCGUUUCUGCGUUUUGUGGUUUGAUAGUUUGUUGAUAAAUAUGAAGAGGUCGAGAGAAGACGUUUUCAUGACUUCGCCGCAACUCAAACGACCUAUGGUUUCGUCUUCUAGAGGAGAAGGGUCGGGGCAACCUUUGAUGAUGAAUGGAGGUGCUCAAAAGCUGACUACUAAUGAUGCAUUAGCGUAUCUUAAGGCAGUGAAGGAUAUAUUUCAAGAUAAGAAGGAUAAAUAUGAUGACUUUUUGGAGGUCAUGAAAGAUUUCAAAGCACAAAGAAUUGAUACUGCGGGUGUCAUAGCAAGAGUGAAGGAACUUUUUGAAGGGCACAGAGAUUUGAUAUUGGGAUUUAACACCUUUUUGCCAAAGGGAUAUGAAAUCACCCUUCCAUUAGAGGACGAGGGACCUCAUCCUAAAAAGCCUGUUGAAUUUGAAGAAGCUAUAAGUUUUGUGAACAAGAUAAAGGCUCGAUUUCAAGAUGACGAUCACGUUUACAAGUCAUUUCUAGACAUAUUGAAUAUGUACAGAAAGGAAAAUAAGGCUAUCAACGAUGUCUAUCAGGAGGUUGCUGCACUUUUCCAAGAUCACCCCGAUCUUCUCGAUGAGUUCAUUCAUUUUCUUCCUGACGCUUCUGCAGCUGCCUCUUCUCAUGCUGUUGGUCGGCAUUCUCUGCUUCGUGAUAGGAGCUCUGCAAUGCCAGCAGUGCGGCAAGUGCAUGUUGAAAAGAGAGAAAGGACCAUUGUUUCACAUGGUGAUCGUGAUCCCAGUGUUGACCGUCCUGACCCAGAUUAUGACAGAAGUUUGUUGAGGAUAGAAAAGGAGCAAAAGAGACGCCUGGAGAAGGAAAAGGACCGUAGAGAAGAUAAAGACAGGAGAGAACGGGAAAGAAAUGAUAGAGAUUAUGAGCAUGACGGGGGUCGAGAUAGGGAGCGGUUUUCCCACAAACGGAAAUCUGAUCGUAAGGCUGAAGACUCAAGAGCUGAAGCAUUGCUUGAUGCAGAUCAAAAUUUUGGGAUGUAUAGUCAAGAGUUAGCUUUCUGUGAUAAAGUCAAAGAGAAAUUGCGAAAUCCUGAUGACUACCAGGAAUUUUUGAAGUGUUUACAUAUUUACAGCAGGGAAAUAAUUACCCGACAAGAAUUGCAGUCACUGGUGGGUGAUUUACUUGGAAAGUAUCCAGAUCUUAUGGAAGGGUUUAAUGAAUUUUUGCUACAAGCUGAGAAGAAUGAUGGUGGAUUCCUUGCUGGUGUCAUGAAUAAAAAGUCCUUAUGGAUUGAAGGACAUGGACUGAAACCAAUGAAGGCUGAACAGAGGGAUAGGGAUAAAGAUCGUUACAGGGAUGAUGGGAUGAAGGAAAGGGAUCGUGAAUUUCGAGAAAGGGACAAAUCGACUGUGAUUUCUAACAAGGAUGUUUCGGGUUCUAAGAUGUCUCUAUAUCCCAGCAAGGAUAAGUAUCUUUCAAAACCAAUAAAUGAGCUUGACCUUUCGAACUGUGACCGGUGCACUCCCAGUUACCGUCUCCUACCAAAAAAUUAUCCAAUACCUAUAGCUAGCCAGAAAACAAAGCUUGGUGCAGAAGUGUUGAAUGAUCACUGGGUGUCUGUCACUUCAGGAAGUGAGGAUUAUUCCUUUAAACAUAUGCGCAAAAAUCAGUAUGAAGAGAGUUUGUUUAGAUGUGAAGAUGACAGAUUUGAACUCGAUAUGUUGUUAGAGUCUGUAAACGCAACAACUAAACGAGUAGAAGAGCUUUUAGAAAAGAUCAACAAAAAUAUAAUUAAAGGAGACAGCCCGAUUCGUAUUGAGGAGCACUUAACAGCUCUAAAUCUCAGGUGUAUUGAACGGAUAUAUGGUGACCAUGGUCUUGAUGCGUUGGAAGUUCUAAAGAAGAAUGCAUCUCUAGCUUUGCCAGUGGUAUUAACACGCUUGAAGCAGAAACAGGAAGAGUGGGCAAGAUGUCGUACUGACUUUAGUAAAGUUUGGGCUGAAAUAUAUGCUAAGAAUCAUCACAAAUCUCUUGAUCAUCGUAGCUUCUACUUUAAGCAACAGGACGCAAAAAGUUUGAGCACCAAAGCCUUGCUGGCCGAAAUCAAAGAAAUUAGUGACAAGAAACACAAAGAAGAUGAUGUUCUUCUUGCAAUUGCUGCUGGAAAUAGACGGCCUAUUCUUCCAAACCUGGAGUUUGAGUAUCUGGAUCCAGACAUUCAUGAAGAUUUGUAUCAGCUUAUAAAAUAUUCAUGUGGAGAAGUUUGCACAACUGAACAGUUGGAUAAAGUUAUGAAGGUUUGGACAACAUUUUUAGAACCCAUGCUUUGUGUUCCUUCUCGGCCUCACGGUGCUGAGGAUACUGAAGAUGUAGUUGUGGCUAAGAAUAAUUCUGUCAGAGGUGUCGCUGAAAGCGAAGGUAGUCCUGGUGUUGUUGCUACCAUAGUGAACCCAAAGCAUAUGAAUUCUUCUAGAAAUGGAGAUGAUUCUGUGCCAUUAGAUCAGUCAACUUCUAGCAAAGCAUGGCAAUCCAAUGGUGAUACAGGGGUUAGAGAAGAUAAGUGUCUUGAUUCAGACCGUAAUGUGCGUAAAACUGAAACUUUCGGCAAUAAUACACAACACGCUAAAUUGGAUGUUAGUGCAUUCAUGCCUGAUGAACCAUCAGGAGUCAAUACGCAAGAACACCCUGGUGAGCGGUUAGUGAGUGCUAAUGUCUCUCCAGCAUUUGGAAUGGAGCCAAGUAAUGGAAGAACGAAGACUGAUAAUACAUCAGGACUGACUGCUACUCCAUCUAGAAAUGGUAAUGUACCUGUUGCGGGAGGACUUGAAUUACCUUCAUCAGAGGGCGGUGAUUCUGCAAGACCAGGUACAUCCACAAAUGGGGCCACUGCUGGAGGCACCGAAGUUUGCAGAUACCAAGAUGAAACAAUUCAACACUUCAAAAGUGAAAGAGAAGAGGGCGAGUUAUCUCCAAAUGGAGACUUUGAAGAGGAUAAUUUUGCAGUUUAUGGAGAUACUGGUUUGGAUGCAGUGCAUAAAGGAAAGGAUGGUGGGGUGAAUCGGCAAUACCAAAAUAAACAUGGGGAAGAAGCUUGUGGUGAAGCCAGAGGAGAAAAUUAUGUGGAUGCUGAUGAUGAAGGUGAAGAAAGUCCUCACAGGUCAUCAGAUGACAGUGAAAAUGCAUCGGAAAAUGUUUCUGGAAGCGAAUCUGCCGAUGGCGAGGAGUGUUCUCGAGAAGAGCAUGAGGAUGGGGAACAUGAUAACAAGGCUGAGAGUGAAGGUGAAGCUGAAGGAAUGGCUGAUGCCCAUGACGUUGAAGGAGAUGGAAUGCCAUUGCCAUUUUCAGAACGCUUUCUAUUAAACGUGAGGCCAUUGGCAAAGCAUGUUUCCCCAGUAUUACACGACAAGGACAGGAAUUCUCAAGUUUUUUAUGGAAACGACUCCUUUUAUGUGCUGCUUAGACUUCAUCAGACAUUGUAUGAGAGGAUUCAUUCAGCAAAGGUUAACUCAUCAUCCGCUGAAAGGAAAUGGAGGGCCUCAAAUAAUACAAGCUCUACUGAUCAAUAUGACAGGCUCAUGAAUGCCCUUUACAGUUUGCUGGAUGGUUCUUCUGAUAAUACAAAAUUUGAGGAUGAUUGUCGAGCUAUCAUUGGAACUCAAUCAUAUCUCUUAUUCACGUUAGACAAACUGAUAUAUAAACUUGUUAAACAGCUUCAAGCUGUUGCCAGUGAUGAGAUGGACAAUAAGCUUCUCCAAUUAUAUGCAUAUGAAAAAUCAAGAAAGUUUGGAAAGUUCAUUGAUAUAGUUUAUCACGAAAAUGCUCGUAUUCUUCUUCAUGAGGAGAACAUUUAUCGUAUUGAAUACUCACCAAAACCAAAGACACUGUCUAUUCAACUCAUGGACUGUGGACAUGAUAAGCAUGAAGUGACUGCUGUGUCAAUGGACCCUAAUUUUUCAGCCUAUCUGCACAAUGACUUCCUCUCUAUUGUCCCUGAGAAAAAGAAGUCAGGGAUUUUCAUGAAUAGGAAUAAACGUGGAUAUGCCGGUAGUGAUGAUGAGUUUUCAAGCCAAGCUAUGGAAGGACUACAAAUUAUUAAUGGUCUGGAGUGUAAGAUAGCUUGCAAUUCUUCUAAGGUGUCAUACGUUUUAGAUACAGAAGACUACUUGUAUCGGGUGAGAAGCAGAAGAAAAGCCUUGCAUCUGAAGAGUUCAUGCCAUGAACAAGAAAAGUCUUCAGACAUUCGAUCAAGCAGAGCAGCAAGGUUCCGCAAAUUGUUUUCUGCCACAUGACAGUGUACAUUCUGAGUUGGUAGUAUUUUUCAAGCUUCAUCGGUACAGGGGCCGGAUAUAAACGACAUUCUCUCUUGGAAGUUGAUCAAAGGGUGUAUUUUGGAAAUGAUAUUUCAUCAUACUUUAUAGAUAAAGCAAUAAAGGUUACAGAAGGGGAGGCGCGCUGCUCCGAUGAGAGGAGAUUGUAGUAUACCAUAAUUUGAUGGCUGAUGAUGACUCACAAUAAUGUAAAUGUAAAUAGGGGUAAUUUGUUACAGGACAUUUUAUUCCAUUCAUCCAUAAUUUUGUUAUCUAGAUUAUUGUCUUACAUUACCUUUAGCUUCUACCAUAUUGACUAUUGAGGCUAUUUUUUUUAUGAAACUUUUAUUUUUGACAAAUUUUUAUUGAACAUUUGGUGGCUACAAUUGGCCUCCUAUUUCAAAUACUAAGUGCAUUAUGUGAAA
Molecule: messenger RNA, 5096 nt
Organism: Cicer arietinum (chickpea)
Lineage: Eukaryota; Viridiplantae; Streptophyta; Magnoliopsida; Fabales; Fabaceae
Source: RefSeq, a predicted model, not a curated record